Messenger RNA from Chilo suppressalis (striped riceborer), 2126 nucleotides. Lineage: Eukaryota; Metazoa; Arthropoda; Insecta; Lepidoptera; Crambidae. The record is from the annotation of a GenBank genome assembly.
GUAAUUAUAAUUAAAGUACCUACCCAUCUAUUGCUGUUUUACUUUAGUCAAGAUAAAUACAAUGUAGUGCGAUGUCCAAAGAAGGUUAUAGCGGCGAUAAAAAAGAAAGUGAUUCUAAAGUAGUUCUAGAGAAAUUACAAUCUUAUCUAAAAGAUAAAAAGAAUACAGAAAGUUUAGAAUCCCCAAACAAUUACAACAAGCCGAGCACAAGUUUUGACCAAGGAACUAACCUACCCCCGUUCGAAGACAGUAGCAAUAUUUUAAGAGAAGUUUUGAACCACAAGAAAGCUGAAUUACUGCGUCAACCAGAAAUAGUGGAGUAUCUAAAGACCAUUUCUUCAGAUUUGAAGAAGUAGACAUGGCAGUUGUAGCACAGAAAUCGGUUGCAUCAUUGAUGCGCAAAACUUUGGAAAGGCAAGCAGCAGUGUCGCGUUUAAAAUUCAGAUUCAAAACCAAUCAAGUGGAGCAAACCCUUUUAAGUUAUGUUAAGAGUGGAAAUGUAGGUCCCUAUACUGAUCUAUUGAAAAUUUUGCAAGAUUAUCCUAUGAAUGAUGAUAAUUAUAGCAUUUUAUUUGAGGACAGUCUUCAAUGUGUAGUGUUGUUGGGUAGACAAUUUGAACAAUAUAUAGAACUUCUGUGCAGUGUAGAGUGGGCAAGCAGAAGUGAAGAGCUAGUGGAACUGUUCACUAAAUUUGUAUUAAACUUGGUAACUGCUCACAAUUACCAUUGCCAAAUAGUUUUGACCUGCCUUAUAAAGUCAUUCAAAGAUGAUGGUGAAAACUGGGACAAUUGCCCAUCUCCCGAGACACUCAAAAAAUGGUCUUAUAUACAUACAGUUAUUGCAAAAAUAGUUGCAAUUAUACCCAUGAGCAGUGACCUGUUGAUGCAAACAUUGAUUGAGCAGUUUCCGUACUAUAAGGCUGGAACUUACAUCAACAGAUCCUAUGUACAUAAUUUGAUCUGGAUUAGCAAAUACAUACCACUAUUACGUGAACAAAUUAUAGUUGUUAAUAUAAGCAGAAUGGUCAUAUUGGAUGUUAAUAUAGUAGAUCUCGCAAAAAAUAAGGCACAGACUGACACAAACUUUGAAAUUGAUGUGGAGGAGCAAAAUGUUGUCUCGGAGACUUUAGAUUACUGCAUGCUAGAAAUCUUAAAUUGGUUGGAAGAAGAGAGGGAACCAGCCCUGAACAUCAUGUGCAAUGUGUUUGAAAGAGUUAUUCUGCCCACACAUGGAAUAAGACAUGUCCAGUUCUUAGUUCUCUACACUAUGUCCAUAAACCAACAGUGUGCUGACCGGAUUCUCAACAAUUUGUGGAUGGUGGCAUCUGGUCAGCAUGGGCUGGGCCAGGGAGCUCUAGCAACCAGAAGAACGGCAGCGAGUCACUUGGCCGGUCUCCUAGCGAGAUGCGUUAGAAUGCCCAAUUCUAGACUGAUUCUCUACUUGCAAAACAUGGCAGAAUGGUGCCAUUCAUAUAUAACAGCCACACAAGAGUCGAACACUGUUAGUGAUAAUACCAAAGUGCAUGGCGCUUUCCAUGCCAUCUGCCAUGCAAUAUUCUACCUAGUGGCCUUCAAAAAUCAUCAUUUAUUUAGUAAUAAGAAAAACCUUCUCUUCGUCGAGUCGUUGAACCUGGGGCGGUUAGUGACGUGCGCAUUGAACCCUUUACGCACGUGUCCGCCUCAAGUAACGCACGCGUUCUCGUCAGUAACGCGUUCCCAUCAAGUGGUGUACUGUCAGGCCAUCAUCGAGAAAAACGCGCGCCAUACGCUUCAGGCCAACACCAUUGAACACUUCGAGGAGUGGUUUCCCUACGACCCCUACACGUUGCCCGAGUCUGGCAAAGUGAUAUGGCCCUUGUGUGUAGAGUACAAAGAUUUCCUCAAAGGUGAUAGUGAAUCGCAGUAUACCAACAUGAAGAGGAAACUUGAAGAGGAUGAUGACUACUUGAUGUUAGCAACUCCUGUGAAGAGACUAGCAAAUUCCCUAUCCAAUAGUAUCAGCCCAGGAUUCCUAACAACAGAUGCCAUUAUGAUGUAAACCAUUAUGUUCUUGAACAUAUUGACAACCUGUUAAUUAGUCGUACUUUAAUCAAGAUUAAAACAAUUUGUUAUCGUACAAUAUAUUA